AUGGCGGGCAUCCGCUACGAGGGCAUCCUCUGUGACAUCAACACGGACGACUCCACCGUCGUCUUGGCGAAAGGUUACGCACUGGGGGGCGACUCGCUCGGGCAGCAGCAGCAGGAGGAGGCCUUGGGGCUGGGGAAAGUUUGCCAGGAGGAGGUGAACGUGUCGGCGACGUUGUCGCCUUCUGGACAGAUUGUGCGCUUGCGCGGGACGGAGGGGCGCCCCGCCGACCGUCCCAUCGCCCCUCGUGAGGAGGUCUUCGAAUACAUCGUCUUUCGCGUCAGCGAGAUCAAGGACUUGACCCCGUGCGAGUACAUGCUGUCCGCUCUGCACCACGACGUGGCCAUGGUGCAGUCCUCGCCGGGCACCCCGGGGGGGGCCGCCGCUCGCUGCCACACGUGCGGUAUCGGAGCGGCGGCGAGCUGCCACUCCGCGCCGGGCACGCCGACCGGACCCCCCCGCGGUGCCACGGGCGGCCACCCGGGCCACGCGCGGCACGACGCCUGGGCCACAGCGGUCGGGCACCGUCCCUUCGUGCAGCCUGCGUACGGAGGAGCUGCGGGUGGAGACCUCUUGGAUCAUCGUGCCUCCGACUCCCGCAGCUUCCGUGCGACACCCUUCGCGUGCGAGCCGAAGGGCGACGCGAAGCGGCGCUUCUACGGAGAGGAACAGCAGCAGCAGGAGCACAGCGCCCUCGACUGGCAGGUUAUCCAGGUUAACUCGUCCGUCUUCAGGCCAAAGCCGGGGUCUGCUUCUGAUAAGAUCGACCGCGUGACGCUGUGCGGGCAACGGGGAGCGCUGCAGAACACGUCGAUGAUGCGCGUGCGCGACACCAAGAUAUUCUUGGUGUCGGCGUACCACGACCAGCGCGAGGCCGGUCAGAGCACACGCAUCAUCGGCAUCGCCAACCGGUAUGAGCCGGACGUGCUCUCCUGCCACUUCUGCUGCCGAGGGCACUCGGAGAUCCUGACGGUCACCGCCAGCGCCUACGUCCACUCGGAUCACUUUGACUUCCCGUACGGCACGGCCGACUUCCUGUGCACGGAGCCGCUGGACUGCGAGCCGGGACACGUGUCCGUCCAGCGCAUGCGCACAAUACCGGACGAGGAGGAGGCCGAGUGGGUCUUCAUGCCCGUGCGAAAUCGGCUCUACAUGCCCCCCACCUUCACACAGGAAUUCAGCGUCUGCAUCUCCACGCUCUUCGGGAACUACGGCAACGUCCUGCAGUUCGUGCAGGCGAUCGAAAUGUACCGCAUCUUGGGUGCGGGCCGCGUGACGGUGUACAACACAAGCUGCAGCUCUGAGCUGAACAAAGUGCUCCUCUACUACAUCAAGACCGGCCUCGUCGAGGUCGUUCAGUGGCCCAUCACGGACUACGUGCGGGUGUCCAGAGGGUGGCACUACCCCGAGCACCCAGGCGAGCUGCACUACUAUGGCCAGAUAGCGGCGCUGAACGACUGCGUGUAUCGGCACAUGUACAGCACGCGCUACCUGGUCCUCACGGACAUCGACGAAGUGAUCAUCCCUUUGAAGCACACAAACUUGAAGGACCUCAUGCGGUACUUGAACGACAAGUACGGCGCCGACAUUUACACAUUCGAAAACCACGUGUUUCCCUACAAGGUAUCGGAAGAGUUUGGGUCGAAGUUCCAGGCGUGGAACGCCAUCCCGGGCGUCAACAUCAUGCGCCACAUUAGACAGGAGCCAAACCUGCCGGAGGUCUUCAACCCGACCAAGAUGAUCCUGAACCCACGCGCGGUGCUGCAGACGUCGGUGCACAGUACGCUCAACGCGCUGGGCAUCUCGCAGAUGGUGCCCGGAGACAUCGCGAUCAUGCACCACUACCGAUCGCCCAAGCAGCCCGACCUGCCGCUCGACUCGCUGGCCGUGGACCUCACGCUGUGGAGAUACAAUGCCACUCUGAUCAGAAAUGUCAACAAGGUCCUCAACAGGGUCUUCUGGAAUGAGUAGGCACAACGGGCGGCGGUGGCGGCGGCGUUGAUUGUCGUCUUGCGUUUUUUGCGGUCUUGCAAUUUAAGUUAAACACCGGUGUUUGU
Petromyzon marinus (sea lamprey) is the source of this 2054-nucleotide messenger RNA. The record is from RefSeq and is a predicted model, not a curated record. Lineage: Eukaryota; Metazoa; Chordata; Hyperoartia; Petromyzontiformes; Petromyzontidae.